Aphidius gifuensis is the source of this 3159-nucleotide messenger RNA. RefSeq names its product egalitarian protein homolog (gene egl). Lineage: Eukaryota; Metazoa; Arthropoda; Insecta; Hymenoptera; Braconidae. The record is from RefSeq and is a predicted model, not a curated record. Bases 329 to 2797 code for a protein of 822 amino acids. Gene Ontology annotation, molecular function: 3'-5' exonuclease activity; nucleic acid binding. The transcript has 4 exons. Gene Ontology annotation, biological process: nucleobase-containing compound metabolic process.
UAUAUAGAUAUACUAACUUGGCAGGUGAAUUGUUAAAUUGGUAAAAUUAUUUGGAAUGUCGUGUGUGGCUCUGUGUGUGAUGUGGUGCUCCAAGAAAAUUUUUAUUUAAUAAGUAUUAACAUGUGAAAAAAUAAAAAUAAAAAGCCAGCCCACUUAUCACUAGCCAACAUAUUAAAAUACAAAUUAAUAAUUAUUUAUAAUACAUUCUAUAUAUAAAUAAUAAUUAAUACAUAUUGAAGAAGAAACGUGACCCAAAAAAUUUAAAUAAAAAAAAAAUUCCUAAAUAAUUAUUAAGCAAUAAAAUAAAAGCCAUAACCUCGAGUAAAAGAUGGAUAGUUCGGAGUACGAGUUGGUGAGAAAUUUAACUCUGCUAUUUUUUUUUGAACGUUUGAUGGACAAAGGUGGUCCACGUACAUUACAUGAUUUAAGUUGUCAAUUUGGAGCAAAAGGAUUUACCAAGGAAAUGCGACAAAUUGCUGGUGGAUCACAAAGUGGAUUGAGAAAAUUUUUGUCACAAUAUCCAUCAUUAUUUGUUGUUGAUGGUGAUGUUGUAUCUGUAAAUACAUAUCAGGCAGUGGUUGAGCCUGACACUGGUGCAACAAUUCAAAAUACACGUGAUUAUGCUAGAGAAGCUGUUGAAUAUUUUACAAAUAAAUUAAUACAAUAUGGUGCUGGUGCUGAGGUACCAAUUAAAAGUUUACUUGGUCAUCGUUCACAAGCAUCACCAGAAGUUAGACAUUUAUCUGGUCAACAUUAUCGUGAAUUUCGUGAUUUUUUAAGUAAAUAUGUUGAUGAUUUUAUUGUUACUGAAGAAAAUGUUAAAUUAAAAAAAUUUGAAAAUAUGGAAGGUGUACCAUUUCAUGAACUAGAACCAGAAAUUCCUGUUGAUCAGGAAAUAACAACAAAAUUAAUUGAUUUUUUAUUUUCAAAUAUUGAUAAAAAUGGUACAACAACAGUUGAUCAAUUAUUAAAUUUAGUAUCAAAACAUCCAGAAUCAAAUCAAUGGUCAUCAUUUUUUACAACAUCACAAGAUUUAUCAACAUUUUUAAAAAUGUUUACAGAUACAUUUAAUGUACAAAAAAAUAUUGUAACUGUAAAUAUUAAGCCAAAAUUAUCAACAAUUAAAAAACCAGAAAUAAAAGAAAAACAAAAUAAUGACAUUGAUAAAACUGAUGGUGUUGGCGUUGGUGGUGGAGGAGGUAGUAAUUUUAGUAGAAAUUCAUCACCAUCAAUUAAUCAAAAUAAUAAUAAUCAAUCAAAUUAUAAUUCACUUGAUAAUCAAACAUCAAUUAGUAAUGAUAAUUUUAAUGAUGAUUAUCAAUCAUCAUUUGAACACAAUUCAUCACCACCAGUUAGUUUACAACAACAAUCAUUAAAACAAAGAAUUAAUUCACUUGUUAUGAAAACAAUUGCUGAUAAUACUGAAAAAGAUAUGAAUAUACAUGCACCACAAAUUGGUGAUUGGAAAUUAAAAAUAUUACAACAAACAAAAGUCAUUGUACAUUUAAAACAAUCAUUACAAAUUAUUGAUGAUAUUAUGAAUUCAUCAAGACUAAGUUAUGAUGGUAAAAUUAUUGUAUCACUUGAUUGUGAAGGUAUUAAUGUUGGAACUAAAGGACAAUUGACACUUGUACAAAUUGGCACAUUAGCUGGAGUUAUUUAUAUUUUUGAUAUAUUUACAACACCAAGUUUAAUUGGAGGAUUAAAAAAGCUAUUAGAAAGUCCAGAUGUUGUUAAGGUUAUUCAUGAUUGUAGAAAUGACAGUGUCAAUUUGUAUAAUCAAUUGGGAAUUAUGUUGACAAAUGUGUUUGAUACUCAAGCAGCACAUGCUGUUAUUCAAUAUCAAGAUACUGGUCGACCAGUUUACAAAGUUAAAAAUGUCAAUUUAAAUACACUGUGUGAAAUAUAUGGUGUACAAGGUAAUCUUUUAAAAGAACAACUUAAAUUUAUUUAUCGUCGUGAUCAAAAAUAUUGGGCACGUAGACCAUUGUCAAGGGAUAUGCUUAUAUAUGCCAGCAGUGAUGUUGUAGGACUUGUACCACAAAUUUAUACUUGCAUGUCAAGAUUAAUAAAACCAGACAUGUGGUUAUUAUUUAAAGAAUUAUGCAGUGAACAAGUUGACAUGCACAUAAAUCCAGAUAGAGUUAAAGCAGCUAAAAAAGAAAGAAAAAUUGAAACAGAAAUAUGUGAUUUGAGAAAACGAAUGGAAGAAACAUCUGGUAAAAAUAUUGUAUUAACUAAUAGAGAAAUUCGUUUACUACGUCAUUUAUCAUUAACUGAAGAUGAAAAAGAAAAAUUAAAAGGUUGUCAUAAGGUUGCUAAAAAACUUGAAAAAUUAGAAAAUUUAAAUCAUGAUAAAAAUGAAAGUACAGAUGAUGAUGAUGAUGAUUGUGAUGAUGAUGAUGAUAAAAAUGAAUAUCCAAGUUUAGAUAGUAUGACAUCAAGUGAUUCAACUAAAAUUGAAUCACCAUCAUUAACUGAAUCAAUGAAAAUGUUAAAUGAUUUUUUGUCUGAUCAUCAAAUUGAUGGAUUUGAAAGAAUGGAUAAACUUGAUGCCAUUUUAUCAACAGUUGUGCCUAAUGAAAAAAAUAAUUCAUUUAUAAAUGAUGAUCAUUCACAAUUAAAUAAAUGUUCAAUGUGCCUUGGUGAUUUAUCAAAUACACCAGUUAAACAACGAAUAAAAACUACUGAGACUGCCAGUCAGACAAUGAGUACAGGUGAUAUUGUUAUAACUCGAGUUUUUUUCAUUGAAGAUGAAAAAGAAAGGACUAAAUUAUUAAGUUCACCAAAAAAAUAAUUAUAAAAACAUUUUUUUUUUUUUUUUUUUCUUACAAAUUUCUUUUACUCUUUUUUUUUUUUUUUUAAUUUGUAAAUGAUUUUAACCGAAUUUAAAAAAAAUAAUCCAAUGACAUAAAUGAUUUUUUUUUAAAUAUAAUUAAAAAUUAAAAUCAUAGUCACGUCAAAUUUUUAAACAUAUACAUUAGGGAAAAAAAAAAAAAAAAAACAAUCAUGAUAUUAUUAAUAAUGAAAGUCAGUAUUUUUUUUUUUUUUUAAACUGACAUGGAGGAAUCAUACAUGAGAUAUUAUUGUAUUUAAAUGCAAUAAAAUUGCAAUAUCUAUUUUUUGUAGAAAAAAGAAAACAAAAAAAAAAAAAAAUAA